Messenger RNA from Orbilia oligospora ATCC 24927, 1803 nucleotides. RefSeq lists its product as uncharacterized. Lineage: Eukaryota; Fungi; Ascomycota; Orbiliomycetes; Orbiliales; Orbiliaceae. The coding region runs from base 1 to 1803 and encodes 600 amino acids. The record is from RefSeq and is a predicted model, not a curated record. The transcript is spliced from 7 exons.
AUGCCCAGCGCGUUUGAGAGCCUUCAAGUAUUAGAUCUGGGGCCGAUCCCACAUUCUAUCUGCGAGAAAUUAGCUGUGACUGCCACCCUCGCCAUAAGGACUUUUGCUUACGUAUUUUUGAGAUGGUGGAUACCUAAAGUACUAGGGCCUUCUUUUGCGAUUUUCCUACCUGUUUAUCUCGCUCUUACUUUGUCGAAACCCCAAUUUAUAACGAAAUCCGAGUCCGAUGUGACUAUUCGAUCAAAACAAGGACACCCAACCUCUAAAGAUAACCGGGAUCCCAAAGCGUCAAACGGCAUAGUCAUUGAAGCCAAGAAAGUCAAAGUAUCUACUCGCCAGAAGACAGGCCCUUGGAAGACCUUGUUGAUUGGGAGCCCCAGUUUGACAGAUAACCCUUUUCUCACCCUCGUCUCAUUCCUGAUCAAUGCUCUUUGUUUUGUUGCUGUGUAUGAUGCAACAUAUACUUUGCCAAAUUAUCAUAAAGGACACGAUCUCUCGUUCGCAAGAACCGGUUGGGUAUCUGACCACUCAGCGCGGAUUCUUGUUAGAGAACCAAGCAGCUCAGAAUAUGUCAAGCAUUCUCCGGUGUAUGUUGUAUCUUGGAGAGAGCAGACCCAUUAUGGCCCUGUGGCAACUCCUUUACGGUGGAAUACUCUCCAGGUUGGAGAGUUUACAGAAGAAACUGACUAUACAGUCUCUGUGACUAUUCCUGGUCUUAAACCCGGGACAAAAUAUCAAUAUUUAACGACAGGAAACCAUUCGGGAAGCUUUACAACUGCCCCAAAACAGGGCACUAAGGGAAAAUUCACUUUUUUAUCGACAUCAUGCAUAAAGCAGCGGGUUCCUUAUAAUCCGUUUGCACAUCCAUUGCACAUCCCUGGUUUCAAGGUCCUCGGAAACCUUCUCCCGGAACUCAAGGCGCAGUUUAUGCUUUUCUUGGGGGAUUUCAUCUAUAUUGAUGUCCCAAUGCGUCCCGGGAACGAUAUUGAAUCAUACAGAAUGAACUACCGUCAGAUAUAUUCAUCUGAGGAUUGGCCAGCCGUUGGAGAUCACCUUCCUUGGAUCCACGUCUACGAUGAUCAUGAAAUUGCAAAUGACUGGGACAAAGGCGACAGCGGUCUUUACGCAGCGGCAGUUGACCCUUUUAAAUCGUACCAGCAUCAAGUCAACCCCCCUCCCGUUAGAGAAAACUCGACUUAUUACACUUUCAAUUGGGGGCCUGCGUCGUUCUUCUUGCUUGACACCCGACGCUAUAGAUCCCCAAAUGGAGUUGCGGAUGGCCCAGAAAAAACAAUGUUGGGUGCGGGACAGUUACAUGAGCUUCUUGAGUGGCUCCGUAGGUCCGAUAAGGACAUUCAGUGGAAAUUUAUUGUUAGCAGCGUCCCGUUGACCAAGAAUUGGCAAGUUAACGGAAAUGAUACAUGGCGUGGUUUCCAAUGGGAACGUUCUAAAAUACUAGAAGCCGCGUGGUCGGUAAAGGGUGCUGGAGUCGUGGUCUUAUCGGGUGACAGGCACGAAUUUGCAGCCACAGCAUUUCCGCCUCCUCCAAACUCGCGCUACCCAGCGUCCGCAACCGUACAUGAAUUCUCAUGUUCUCCUCUGAGCCAAUUUUAUCUUCCCAUCAGAACAUACAAGCAAAGGGACAAUGAAGAUGUUCUCAUAAAAUAUGUACCUGAUGGAAAUUCCAAAUUUGGAGCAGUUGAAAUCGACUCUACAAGCCCCGGACAAGCAGUACUAAAAUACAAGCUAUUUGUUGAUGGGAAAGAAGUCUGGAAUUGGAUUCUAACUAAUCCUCGUCUAUAG